Messenger RNA from Girardinichthys multiradiatus, 2949 nucleotides. It is a transcript of the gene s100p, whose product is annotated as calcium-activated potassium channel subunit beta-2. The transcript is spliced from 5 exons. Gene Ontology annotation, molecular function: calcium-activated potassium channel activity; potassium channel regulator activity. Gene Ontology annotation, cellular component: voltage-gated potassium channel complex; membrane. Bases 454 to 1155 code for a protein of 233 amino acids. Lineage: Eukaryota; Metazoa; Chordata; Actinopteri; Cyprinodontiformes; Goodeidae. Gene Ontology annotation, biological process: detection of calcium ion; potassium ion transport. The record is from RefSeq and is a predicted model, not a curated record.
UCUGCCAUAAAGACAGGGUCAGAAAUAAAAGCUUGGAUCCAGAUAUUUGAUAUAAGCAAACAGCUUUUAUAUUCUCUGUUUUCUUCCAAGAAGGAUGUUGAGUUUUAAAUUUAAGUCUUUUAAGUUAGAAAUUUUUUUUUCGUGUUUUUCAAGGGUACAAGACUUAAUUUCCUCUUAUCUGUAACUAUUACUUUGGAGUUCUUAUGUCAGACAAAUUUUACUCGAGCAACAAACACAGACAAUAAGUGUUUCAAAAGGCUGCACAUGUUUAGGAUAAGGAAAUGCAGGAUGAGAAUAUGCAUGGACAAGAUAUGAAGUGACAGGUACCAUGUUUGGAGAAAAAUGCUCUGACACUUUACCGGUUGAUCUUUUCCGACUCAGCCACCAGAAAUCAGGUGAAUCACUUCUUCCAGCAGCAGUGGGGAACUCCCAUUUCCAAACUCCUCUGAAACAAUGUUUUUAUGGGUUGGAACUAAAGUCACAGACAGAAGAAAUGAACGCAUUUCUAUUUAUAGGAGGAUUCGGGACCAUGAAGUCCUGGACAGAAGGAAGACAGUAACGGCUCUGAGGGCAGGCGAGGACAGAGCUAUAUUGCUGGGCCUCAGCAUGGUCUUUGUCUCUGUCAUGAUGUACUUCGUCCUGGGCAUCACCAUACUACGCUCUUACUCUGACAGUGUGUGGACCUAUGAGGACAGCUGCACCAUUGUGAACUCCACCAUAGUAUGGGAUGUAAGCUGUUCAUACAGCUGUGGAGUAGAGUGCUGGAAGAGUUCCCGUUACCCUUGUCUCCAAGUCUAUGUCAGCCUAAACUCAUCAGAAAGACUGGUGCGAUUGCUGCACAAUGAGGAGACACAGGACAGCAAUCCUGAGUGUUUUUACAUUCCAAACUGCCAUAAGGACUAUGCUGCCACACACGCCAUAGUUAAGAACAUUUCUCAGCGACUCAGAUCUCAGCAUACAAUUCAGUGUUAUGUUGACCCAACAGAGAAGACAGACAACGCCAUCAUGACCCAGAUUUAUGGUCGAAUCGCCGUCUUCCACUCUUUAUUUUGGCCAACCUGCUCUUUGUUUGGAGGAACUGCCAUCAUUGCCAUGGUGAAGCUAACCCAGUACCUCUCCUUUAUGUGUGAGAGACUCAACCGCAUCAAAAGGUGAAGGCCUACAAGGGCAGGUCUCAGAUGGAAUCUCAAAGACAGAUUGAAAGGUUUUAUUGUCUCAAUCAGCAAACAAAGGAUGAGGCAAAAGCAAAAGAAAGCUAAGUGUAGACUGCAAUUUUGUUGACUAAAUACAUCUGUACAUGCAACCUACAUAAGAAGCUGACACGAAUGAGGAAGCAUGGAAUGAGGUAUGUUUCAAAAUUGGCAGAUAAAUUAUUUUUUUUCUGCAGUUCAUAAACAAUAAGUGCUGAUGGUGGCUGAAGCUCAUUACCUGUAGUUGAAUUUCAACAGAUAUUGAAAUUACCCCUUUUGAACAAACAGUACUUAAAAUAUUGUUCUCCUUCUUUAGAGACACGCAUAUUAAAUAUUUUAACAAACAUUAUUAACAUGUCUUCCUUUAUCCUUCUGUAGCCCAGUAGAUUGAAGGAUUAAUACCACCAUCAUGUCUAUGUAAAUGCAUUGAUUAGCAUAGGAAAUUGGGUAGAGUCAUUACAUAAAGGUGACUGUGGCUCAGUAGGAAGAGUAGUCGUCUUGCAAUCAGAAGGUUGUGGGUUUGAUUCCAGCUUCCUCCUGCCAUAGGUCGAUGUGCCCCUGGGCAAGGCACUUAACCUCAAGUUGCCUACCGAUCUGCGUAUUGGUGAAUGAAUGUGUGAGCGUUAGUGAGUGCAAUUGGGUGAAUGUGGCUCUAGUGUAAAGUGCUUUGAGCGGUCUGUAUGACUGGAAAAGCGCUAUAUAAGUGUAGUCCAUUUACAUAAAAGUAGUAUUUGUACAAUUUUUCAUUCAUCCACAGUCACUGUCCAAGGACCAUGAAUAAAUAAAUGGGGUAAAUGUCCAAACUCCUAAAAAAGGAGAGGAAAAGGUGCAUUUUUACAGCACAGACAUCUCAGUAAAGUUAAAGGUUUAUCAGACAAAAAUACACUAGUCACAAGUAAGACAAGGCAAGUGUAUUUAUGUAGCACAUUUCAGCAACAAGACAAUUUAAAGUGCUUUACAUGAAGAAAAAAGUACAUUGCAGUGACAAGAAAACAUUAAAAAGUAAAUUGCAGUGUCAUGAUUAAGGAAAGGAAAGAAAAAUAAAGAAUGGUAAUGCCAGCAGAAUAACAGCAGGGAACAGCUUCUCACUGUGGACAGCGAUGUCUUUUAUCCUGUCUGUUCCAAGGUGGAAAAUCCUAACUGACCACCAUCUACAUCCUUAUUCAAAGAGGAUGUGCAGGUGUGAUAAAUAAACUGAAUUUAUAUAUAAUAUGGGUGAAUGUGUAGUACUUUCAGUGGCCUGUGUGACUUUAGUCGAACUCCAAAAUGUGAACAAAUUCAUAUACUAAUAUGCCAAUGGGGAGUCAACCUAAAUGUCUUGGCCACAGGCACAUCAACAAGUGGCAGGGGAGGAAGUUGAAUCAAACUCAAAACCUUCACAUGGCAAGACAACUGCUCUCCCUGUUGAGUCGCGGUCUUCCCAUAACUGUGUGUACAGAACAUGCUCAGUGUAGGCUCAGCACAUGUGCAACUCAUUUCAUCCAGAGACCAUUUUUUAUUUCGUGACUGGCUGUUUUAUGUUUUGUUUUCAUUUAGAAUUUCACUAUGUGACACUCAUUUUAGCAGCUGAUAGUUAUUGUAAUGUGUGUUUUUUUUUUGUUUAAAGUAUAUAUGUUCUUGAGAAUGUUGCUUUAAGAGCAGUGAUUAAUGGCAAUUGUAAAAACUGCUGCUGUUUAAUGAUUAUUCUAAAGACUUUGAAAGCAUCCCAAAAAAUAUGUAUGUUUACUGUUUUAAAUAAAUAGACACAUGUCUCCUGUUG